Molecule: messenger RNA, 750 nt
Organism: Cucurbita pepo subsp. pepo (vegetable marrow)
Lineage: Eukaryota; Viridiplantae; Streptophyta; Magnoliopsida; Cucurbitales; Cucurbitaceae
Source: RefSeq, a predicted model, not a curated record
UGCAUUAAAGUCCCUCAAAUCUCCAUUAGAGAAAAUAAAAAUAAAAAACCAGCUAAAAUUCCGCCAUUUUCGACCCUUCCCAAUUUCCUUCUCAAGAAAUUCCGACCAAAUCCUCCUCCUCGAGAAAGCUGCAGAGAUCGGCGAAGGGAUGUCUCGAUCUCGAAGCUCCAUAUCUCUGCAAUUCCUCUCUUUCCUUCUCUCCCUCUCUCUCCAUUCUCUUUCAGUGUUAGCAGGUGAUCAUUCAAGUGCUAAAGAUGGUAAAACUAAAAAGCCCGAUGCUCCGAAGAGUCCAUCAACAGGGAUCAAGAUGCUAAUCAUAUGUCUAGGUGUGGUGACUUUCAUUGCGUUUUCUGUGAUUCUAUUCAAAUUAUGGCAAAAGAAGAAGAGAGAAGAACAACAUGCCCGUCUUCUCAAGCUGUUUGAAGAUGACGAUGAACUCGAAGUCGAACUUGGCCUUCGGGAUUGAGCUCUCUGAUCCUCAUCCUCCAUAUCCAACCAAUUAAGAGGAGGUGCACAUUGCGGAUUCCAUUGCCUUUUGUUUAAUGAUAUGUACAAGCUUUUUGAUCUUAUCCUGAUUUUGUUUUUUGUUCGUAAAAUCAUAGCAAAUUAUUUGUUGUCAAUUAGUUUUGAAUAAUGUUAUUGCUCCUUCAAUCAUUCAUCUAUACAUGUGUAUGAUCUCUGAGGCAUGUUUCAAAUAUAAAUCAUUGUUUAGACAAUUGUUCAUAUUAGAAAAUACAUGGAGAUUGAAUA